GUUGUCUUCCCUGACCUCAGAAGUAUCUAUGACGUCCGACAUAAGUGAGCAAUCAGCAGUCAGCGACACGUCAGUGGUGAGCAGCACGUCAGAGAUCUCAAAACAAUCCGCACAAUCAAUGACGUCACCAGGAUCUGACUCGAGCUUGGCGUCAGAGCAAUCCGUUACGUCAGAGGUUUCAAAAACGUCAGGCACAUCUGCACUGUCAGAGACGUCCCCACAAUCGGAGUUAUCAAUGACGUCACCAGAAUCCAUGACGUCUGAGCAAUCGGACACGUCAGAUGUAUCUCUGACGUCAUUACUUAGCAGAAUCAGCCAAACGUCAGCCAUAUCCGCGAGCGGCACAAGCCAGACGUCAGCCAGUAGUGAGAGCUCGCUGACCAGCGCUGAAAUAUUCUGUGUUCUGGACUGCAGCAACGCCCCCUUUGGAGAUUUUGCCGCUUGUGACAACUGUGUGGAAUUCUACAGGUGCGACAGCGACAACACAGGAGAACGCCGGUCCUGUUCCAACACUCUGUUGUUCAACCCAGUCUCAGGGCAGUGUGACCAGAGCGCAAAUGUUGUCUGCGCAACCACUUCCCUGACUUCUCCGACGUCAGCAGUGUCAGACACCUCGUUGGUGUCCGAACAAUCAGUGACCACUAUGACCUCGAGGGUGUCGCUGUCGCCCAGCAGUGUGACCUCGCCGACCUCUCAGACAAGCGUCCAGUCAGCGACGAGCGAACCUGUCUACUGCGUAAACUCGUGCUCCGGCGUACCCGCAGGAAACUAUCCUGCGUGCGGCGAUUGUAAAGCCUUCUACAGGUGUGUGUCUGCCGGUACAGGCAGUCUCGAGAUGUGUGGGACAUCCCUGAUGUUCAACCCAACCAACCAUCAGUGCGAUUUGGCGGAAAAUGUAGUUUGUGCAACCACAUCUGCGUCAUCGCCAAGUUCCGAGUCUUCAGCCACGAGCGACAUGAGCCCGAUCAGUAUGACCAGUAUGACCUCAGAGACAACGCUUACGUCGGCUACUAGCAGUUUUGUCUUUUGUCUCACUGGUUGUGACGCGUUCCCAUUCGGCCGGUACCCUGACUGCGACAACUGCAAAAAUUUCUACGACUGCCCGGGUGGUGGAGCAGCAGGAGAGCUCAGGUCUUGCUCGUCCAUGCUGCUGUUCGAUUCCACCACAUCCCAGUGUGCUAUGGAUUCCGACGUGACUUGUUCAACAACUUCCGCUUCCUCGGCGACCUCUGCUACCUCUGUAACGUCAGAGCAGUCCGAGCAGAGCGCAAUGGCGUCAUCUACUUCUGUGAUCAGUGAAACGUCCAGACAGUCAACGACAUCACAGAGCUCAGAGACCAGCGAGGCGAUUAUUUGUUUAACCUUCAGUUCUUCCGUCUGCCAAGACAACGGCAUCCCUGCUGGAGACUAUGGCGACUGCGGGAACUGCCAGCUGUACGUGCGCUGUACCCUGGGUGGUGAGAGCAGCCAGGGCGACUGUGGCGCGGGUCUGUCCUUUAACAAGAACACACAGUUGUGUGACAUGCCCGCCAACGUGGUCUGCUAACAGGCAUAACCAGACUUCACUUCCGGCGAAAUGACAUCACCAUAACAAGGCCACAGUCAGAGCAGUCCUCGGAUUUCUACAUUUUGUAAUUUGAUUGUGUUUUUGUGCAUUAUGAUGGGAGACUCAAAAAAAUUCAAGAGCCAUUUUUGGACUCUCACUUCUUCAGUGGCACGAAUAAUCCUGGCAACUAAAUGAAACUACAAGAGACACACUCACUUUUAACUAAAGAAAACGUGAACCUUGUAAUUUCCCCAUGUUUGAAUACUUAAAAUCUCAUGUUAACUACGAUAUUAUCAUACCGAAGUGUCAACGUGAAGAAAUUAUGUUGCUUGCAAACUCUUAAUAAAAUUUACACGCUUAAACUGAAAUGUAGAUUUCCUUUUAACCAAAUGCUAAUUCUAUAAUGUAAAAAGUAGAUCCACAUGUACACAAUCUCGAAACGGUUUUUUGUUAAUGUGAACAUGUUGACAUUGUUUUUAGACUUACUUAAAGGUGCCUGUACAGCCGAUGAUGUGUAGUGGAUGAAAGUGUAGUACAUGCAAGGAUUUCUACAUUCAUAACGUAAGUUAUACUGAAAAAGUAGUAACACUCAAUAAUGUGGAUUAUUUGAAGCAAGUCUUUUAUACACUACAUUUCCAUUCGACAUGACGUUUAUCUUUUUCUGAAUUGUUAAGAAUUGAUUUUCCGUUAUUUACAAGCCGAGAUAUUUGUUUUGUAAAUGCAGUAAGAUUAUACUUUUUUUUCACCCCUAUUAUUGCAACCUAUUUAAACAAAGUACAAUAUUCCCAAAGCUCUAAAUGAAUUCAAACUUACUGAACGACGUUUCUGUCUUAAUUGGACGCUCUUGGAUGGUGUUUGAUGAAAUGGUUAUUACGUUUUGUAUGCUUCUCAAUAGUACCAGUGUUUGUUGAUUUCCGGGUCUUUGUUUGUUUCAUUGUUUAUGAAACAAAUAAAUAUGUGACGGACAA
Molecule: messenger RNA, 2514 nt
Organism: Aplysia californica (California sea hare)
Lineage: Eukaryota; Metazoa; Mollusca; Gastropoda; Aplysiida; Aplysiidae
Product: mucin-5AC
Cellular component (GO): extracellular region
Molecular function (GO): chitin binding
Source: RefSeq, a predicted model, not a curated record